Molecule: messenger RNA, 150 nt
Organism: Paramecium sonneborni
Lineage: Eukaryota; Ciliophora; Oligohymenophorea; Peniculida; Parameciidae
Source: the annotation of a GenBank genome assembly
AUGAAUGAUAAAAAAGAAAGAAUUCCAAGUAUAUAUUUGAUAUUUCAAACCUAUCUCAAAAGAGAAGAAUAAUCAACAAAAUAAGAAAUGAAGAAAAUAACUGCUAGGCCUCAAGAAUCAUUAAAUUAAUGGUUUAUGUUUACAUGUUGA